This is a messenger RNA of Malassezia japonica, 2043 nucleotides long. It is a transcript of the gene MID1, whose product is annotated as stretch-activated cation channel mid1. The record is from RefSeq and is a predicted model, not a curated record. Gene Ontology annotation, biological process: calcium ion import across plasma membrane. NCBI's taxonomy places the organism in Eukaryota, Fungi, Basidiomycota, Malasseziomycetes, Malasseziales, Malasseziaceae. The transcript is spliced from 2 exons. Gene Ontology annotation, molecular function: calcium channel activity. The coding region runs from base 1 to 2043 and encodes 680 amino acids.
AUGGUGGACGUGGCGCCGGGGCACAUCGCCCUGCUGCUCUAUCUCGUGUUAUGCUGGAACAUGGCAUGGGCAGCCAAAUCAUCUACACAGAAGGGAGUACAUACCCAGAUUCCCACGCAGAGCACGGCGUCGUUCGUGAGUGCAAGCACGGGCCUCGCGCCGCUGCCGACGGAUGUGCCGGUCGUGGUGGCGGAUCCAAAGCCGUACAAGCUCAAUGAUUCCAUGAUCGUACGCAGCGACCUCAACAUGAACGCAAGCGAUGGCCUUUUCUAUACCUUCAACACCACGGCCAAUACGCCGAUUUACAUCUCGCUCUCGGUGUGUUCUGGGCCGAGCAUUCCGGCGUACAAUACAAGCAACUCGACGCUGCUGAACCAUCUGGGACGCAAUGCAGCAGAGGCACGGCAGUCGACGUUGGUGUCGAUGUACGUGUCCGACAAGUGGAACGUACCGCGCCCAGGGCCCGACUCGGGUAUCUCGAGCUCCAUGACGGGCUUUGCCCAGGGCGGGUGGACGGAUGUCCAGCUAAAAAAGGGGUCCAAGGACGGCGUCUGGAUCGGCGUGUAUCCCCCCGCGGAUCCGCGGGGGAUCGACGGCACCUACCGCAUCCAGCUCUCGGCGUCGACCAAAGCGCAAAUGGAGAAUGUCGACAACCGGCCCAUGCUCUUUUACGACGACUCGGACGUGCACAGCGCGCUGCUUACUUCGUUUAAUUAUACCUCGCCAGCGCCCAACAUUAGUCUGAUUGUGCUGCCGACGGACGGAGAGUACUCGCUUUCCUCCAUCACCUACUUCAACUCGUCGUUCUGCGCGGUCUUUGACACUUGGAACAAGCUCCAGGAUAGUAUUAAUGCGCUCCAGAUCAACAGCAGCGAGACCAGCCGCAACACGAUCCAGGUCGUGACGCGGGGCGACGAGUACCGCCGCAAGAAGGGGAACAAGUCCAUGUCCUCGUCGCCCGAGCCGAGUCUCAACGACACGGCGGGCCUGCGGCCCCCGGGCUCGAAUGCCCGUCGCGGCGUCGCGGACCCGGUGCCGAUGUCGGACCUGCUUGCCCGCGGCGUCAAUGUGACGAAACGCGACAACGACGAUGGCGGCGACGACGCGGACAACGUGCCGGGGCCGCAGGUGCGCAAGCAGUUCCUGGUCAAGACGCUGGAUCCAGGGCGCAACUACACCGCGUACCUCGUCUCGUCGCAGAACUCGAGUGGGAUCUUGAGCCGCACGCUCUACCCUUCCGUCAAGUUUGUGACCAAGACGAACCGCAACUGCCGCCUGCUGUACAAUGUGCCGUUCUGCCCGGAGCUCGCGUACUCGAUCCCUUUUAACCCGGAAAACUCGAUCGAAGACGCGAUGAAGGUGCUCGGCGAGAUGAUCUCGGCCAACUACGGCAACUUUAGCGCGACGCUCGGCACGUUCCCAUGCGACUCGGACGAGUUUGGGAUGUACUCGAGUGUCACGACGUGCGCCGACUGCCUGCGUGCCUACCAGAGCUGGCUGUGUGCCGUGGCGAUCCCGCGGUGCACCGACAUGAUCGACCCGGCGGAAAGCGCCGCGAGCCAGGACGGGACGGACCUCGAGGGACUGCCGAUGCCGUCCAACACGCAACUCCAUCCGUACGUCGUGAACCGUAUCGGAAAGAACUCCUCGCGGCAGUCGUACAUUGACGAGCUGCUGAGUCCAGGGGACUACGGCGAGCUGCUGCCGUGCCUCUCGACGUGCGAGAUGGUGACGCGCUCGUGCCCGCCGCUGCUCAAGUGGAAGUGCCCCAAGUGGACCGUGACGGCGGAGCGCGACUAUGGCACGUUUGCCGACGCGGGCACCGACGGCCUCGGCGAGGAUCUCAACGGCGGCGCGGGGCCCGAGGGACUGCGGUACGGCGGCGCGCCGUCGCGGUACGUUGCCUACGAUGCGUUCGGCCACGUCUACUGCAACGCGAUGGACGUCGACCGCCUGCUGCGCCAGGCCAGCAGCGCGGCACGGCCCGCACCGGCCGGCGCACUGCUCGUCGCGGCGCUUGUCGCGUGGAGCAUGACUUGGUAG